AUUCUUGUUUGCUUAUACACAGCCUGUUCAGUGGGGAAUUAUCUUGUUAAGAUCUAAUCGUAUACAGUGUAUGUGUGGUGUAAAUAUAUGGCCAUUUAAAAUUCAAAUACAGAAUGUGGAGGUCAUUGUAGGAACCUUCUGCGCCUCAGCAAGUGUGAAUGAAUUAUCAGACUGCUUUCAUUCUUUCCUCACUGUUCACAUUACUAUUCGCAGCUGGGAGCUAUGCCAUAAGUUACCUUUAUAUUAGCAUUGAAAUUUCCAAGGCAUUAAAAACAAAAUAUUUCUUCUUUUACUCCCAGUUUUAUUUGUAGGCUGUAAAAACAUACAGUGUGUCUGUUGAUCAGAAGCUGGUUGAGAUGUUAGAAAUUUGUUAAGCCAGGAAAAAAUCCUCAAAAUUAUGAACAUGGUGAAAAAUAAAGAAGUGAGCAUUGAAGGAGCUUUGCAUUUGGCACAGAAAGAGGUGUAUGCUGAAAAGGAUUCACAGGAUUUGCUAACCAGUUCACAAUUUAACUUCAUUAUCUACAAAUACAAACACUAUCGGUGGCAGAAACGAAUUUUGCAGAUUGAUUUCAACACAAAGACCAUUUUUAACAUUGAAAAAGGAAUUAUUAAGAAACAGUUCCCUUUCUCACAAGUCAAAGCCUGUGAAGAUACUGAAAGGAGGCGCUUCAGCAUUGUGUUUCAUGGGCGACAAGAUUAUGAGCUGGAAGCAGUGUCUCUUGAUGAUAAAAGGAAGAUAACAUACCUUCUGAGCAGAGUUAUACAGAGCAAUUUGUACAAGAGACCAGCAGAGUCCUGCUCUGGAAGACCCGCAGAAUAUGACGUGAUACAUGAAGGACUGCUGGAUUUGCAGCAAAAGACUUUUACAUCCACUGAAUGGGUGAAGUACUUGGUACAACUACGUGAAGGAGAAUUGGCUUUAUAUUGCAUAGGUCUGGGAGGACAGAACAAGAAUGCAGACCCUAUAACAAAUACAAUUAAUUUGUCAAGCGGUAAUGUGAGUGUCAGCAAGGAGAAUGGAUGCAGUACCUUUUCAGUCCAGACCAAAGAACACAAUUAUUUGUUUCGAAUACCCUUUACUGUCCAAAAUAACAGGACAGAGGAUGUUAGCAAGCUCCAGAAUGAAUGGGUGUCUCUCAUAGAAAGGUACUGUCCACUCUGCAAGGAUGCCUCACUGCCUCAGGAGGGAUCUCAAGGAUGCAUCUCCUCCGAAGGGGAUUAUGAGGAUUUUACUGUACCUCUGAAUGAACAGAAAGAGAAGGCCCUCCACUUUGGUGGGAGUUCUGCAGCAACCAGUCUGAACAAGUCUUCAAGCCCCCAGACAAAGCCUGCAGAGGGGGAAGCAGCUCCAGCAUCACCAUCUCUUCCGCUUCCCAUAAGUAAGGCAGAGGUACCACCAGCCCCACCUGCGGUCCCGCAGCCCUGCAGCCUCCCUUCAUUGACAAAGAGAACCAAAGCCUUUCACUGGGAUGUUGUUCCUUGCGAUAAGAUUCCAAAAUCUGUCUGGGGAUCAUGUGACCCAUGCAAGAAAAAAAUAGAUGUAUCCAGACUCUGUGAUCAGUUCCAGAUCCAGGACAUGGCAGUAUUUUCAGGCAAUGAAGCUUCAGUGAAUCAACACAUCAUGUUAGAUCGAAAAGUUGCACAUAACUUCAAUAUUUUUCUUAAAAGUUUCCGUAUAAAACCAAGCGACCUGAAAGAAAAACUGUAUAUUAUACAUGAAGAGAGUGGUGGACUUACAGAUGAACAGAUUACAGCACUAAGAAGAUACAUGCCAACACCAAAAGAUGCAGAAAGGUACCAGUCAUUCAAGGGGUCUCCUUCAGACCUGCAUGUGGUUGAUCAAUUUAUGUUAGAGAUGUGUAAAAUCCCCCACCUAGGCCAGAGGCUGGACCUCCUGCUUACCAUACGUGAGCUCCCUGUGAGCAUGAGAGAUUUGGAGCCUCUAAUAAACCAGAAAAUCCAAGCGAGUAAGCAGCUGCAAUCCAGCCAGAAAUUUGUCGCUGUCUUGGAGUACAUUUUAGCCAUUGGGAACCAUUUAAAUGAAAACGCUGGAAAAGAGAAGGCUAAAGGAUUUCGAUUGUCGUCUUUGACCAAAUUACCUCUGUUGCGGGGUAAAGAGAGGACAUUCACCUUGCUUCAUGCCCUUGUGGAACAGAUCUUCUUACAUGAGCCUGAUCUGGCCAAAUUUUCUCAGGAGUUGACAGAAUUUGAAGCUGUUCCUGAUGCUUCCAUGAAGGGCCUCAGUGCUGAAGUUGAUGUUUUAAAAAAAGAAUUGGAAAACGUUAUUCAGUGCAGGCGGCUUAUUAAACCCAAGACAAUCAAGGCAACACCCCAGGAGUCACAGUUCUGCAAAGAACUAAAGGAUUUAAUUCAGAAAUAUGAAGGGGAUCUAUCCCAGCUGUCAAAAAGAUGUGAUGAAAUGAAGAAGCUUUAUAGCAACAUACUGGUGAAAUUUGGGGAGCCGCAAGACCUAGACUCUCAGGAACUAUUUGGGUGGAUAUCUUCAUUCAUUAGUGAGUUUAGGAAGGCCUGUGCUGAAGUCAUGCCAUAA
Messenger RNA from Haliaeetus leucocephalus (bald eagle), 2551 nucleotides. RefSeq names its product delphilin-like. Bases 398 to 2551 code for a protein of 717 amino acids. The record is from RefSeq and is a predicted model, not a curated record. Lineage: Eukaryota; Metazoa; Chordata; Aves; Accipitriformes; Accipitridae. The transcript has 17 exons.